AUGUACUUCGAUUCUCCAAUCACAGAAAGUUUUAUGUUUCUAACAAAUUUGUACCUUAUCUCUGAUUUGGUAUAAUAAGAUACGUCACUUCUGACUGUCGACACAAAAGAAAAUGGCGGUAAAAUUUUAAAAGGAAACUACACGUGUAUUACUUUUCGAUUUAUGUGAUUACGAUGUUAACCGAAAAAUUAAUCUUAAGUCGUACAGAAAAGUCAUGUUUAGAAGACGUGGAACAUUUAAAUUUAUCAAACUUGGAUAUUGGAGAGUUAAAUCCUACUUUGUUUACGUCAUUAAUUAAUCUAAAAACUUUAGAUGUAUCCAGAAAUAGAUUACGUUCUUUGAAAGGAAUUGUUUUGUGUAAAUUAGUGAAAUUAAAAUGCGAGGAUAAUAUGAUAUCCGACAUUCAAUUUCUUAAAAACUUUCCUAAUUUGGAAGAAUUGCAUAUAACUGGAAAUCCCUUAAUGCAUGCCGACAGAUACAUUGCAGUAUCAAUUUUGCCAAAAUUGAGAAAAUUGGAUGGGAAAUCUUGCACAGAUCUGAGAUCAAUGGACCAGAGAGUAGAAAGUAGAUUAUGCCCUUUGAUAAUAACAAUUUGGGAAUCUCAAUUUGCUAAUAAGUUAUGUGACGGAAUGACCGAAGCAGAACAUCAGGAUCUCCAAACUCAAUUCUCUCGUUAUUUGCGAAAGGCAACUUUGACCUGCCCCGAAGUUCCCAAUAAAUUUAGAUGUUUUAAGAUCGAAUCUAUGGGGACGGAAAUUUUCAAUGCAGCGGUGAGGAGAUUAUCAGGCAUUCGUCAGUCUCCCAGAAUUUGCACGCCAAAAUCUCAUACGGAUUUGAUGUCGCCUUCUAGGAAACGGCAGAGUUCUGUCGAAUGUUCACCAAGUAAAUUGGCAAUAAAAAGAAAAUUAUUUACCAAUUCACCAUUAAAACAAAAGAAUGUUUGUAGUGUUACUAAUAAAAAAGAAAAUUUACUAAAUAUAAGUGAAAAAAACAUAUCAAGUAAUUUAAGAACUCCUCCUAGAUCAUCACCAAGAAAGAUUUCUACUGAAACAACAAAAAAGUUUCCUUUCAAUCUAAACUAUAAACCGCUUCAUUUUCUUCGUUGUCAUUCUGUGCAAAACGAUCCGGAAGACUGCAAGACUCAAGUGUGGAAAGCUGUCUUUGAACCAGACAUUAUCAGUCCAGGCCGAACGACAAACAUCGUUGCCACGUGCGGAGGAAACAUCAUCUGCUUAAUAGACUGCUCUUCCGGAAGAGUUGUAAAACGCUACAAACACCCAAAUUUGACAGAGGAAUUCUUUACCCUGGACUGGACGGUGGUGAUGAUCGGCACGAACAAGACGACCCUUCUGGCUGCUGCAGGCUGCAAUAAAGAAAUUCACCUACUUCAUCCCUCUCAGUUGGUCUGCUAUUGCAGUUUCAAAGCUCACAACAGAGCAGUGAACUUUAUUUUGUUUCACCCGACAGAACCUACCUGGUUAUUCAGUGGAGGGGCCGACAAGAAAAUUCACCUGUGGAAUAUCGGAAUACCGAACUGUCCAGAUUACAACGAAAAGGUCGAGAAAUUACUGACUCUAGAACCGGAGAUGGAGGUUGUCCAGAUGGCAUUUUUGUCAGUCCGCAAUCUGUUGUUAGUCGCGUGCGAUGGAGGCACACUUGUCUGGAAUGUCGAUGGGGAUUUGCACGAAGUACCGAGGAAAGGCAAGCAGUUUGAAUCAAAAUUUACCAAUAGAGGUGGCAAAGAAGAGCAUUUACUCUUUGAUGGAUUGAACAUUCUAUCUGCAGACACUUUUGCUCUAAAAGCUGCCAAUUCUGGAGAAAUUUGGAUCUGCAGCACAAAAGAAAUAAUAAAACAAAAACAAAUUCCAAAUCAACAACUAAAAUACAUCUAUAAAACAAUUUAUGAAUGGAAUGGCUGUUCUACAGAUUACAUAUCAAUGGGAUGUUGCAUUGACAGCAAGAAUGGUUCUGCCCUGUUGGCAUGUGGGGACGAUGUGGGUGGGAUACGUCUGUAUGCGGUUGACAUCCGGCCGACCAAACUGGUGGUUUCCGAGAGAAAAUCUGCAGCCUCCAUCUUGCUGUGGCCCAGACUCCUGUCUGAUCCGGCAUCAAGGUAUAAAGUACCUCUACCGGACACUGAGAAAAUAUGUGUUAAUUCUGUUGCCUUUAACUGGAAUGGACAGUAUUUAGUUGCUUGCACUGAUAAAAAUUUGUUUUGUAUUUGGAAGACCAAUUAAUAAUCAUUGAGUCAACUCCAUAGACAGUUUCUCAGAGAGGGUCGCCAG
Messenger RNA from Centruroides sculpturatus (bark scorpion), 2285 nucleotides. RefSeq names its product leucine-rich repeat and WD repeat-containing protein 1-like. Lineage: Eukaryota; Metazoa; Arthropoda; Arachnida; Scorpiones; Buthidae. Gene Ontology annotation, molecular function: protein binding; chromatin binding. Gene Ontology annotation, biological process: establishment of protein localization to chromatin; chromatin organization. The transcript is spliced from 14 exons. The record is from RefSeq and is a predicted model, not a curated record. Bases 174 to 2237 code for a protein of 687 amino acids. Gene Ontology annotation, cellular component: nuclear origin of replication recognition complex.